Molecule: messenger RNA, 1176 nt
Organism: Hypanus sabinus (Atlantic stingray)
Lineage: Eukaryota; Metazoa; Chordata; Chondrichthyes; Myliobatiformes; Dasyatidae
Product: probable G-protein coupled receptor 139
Exons: 3
Coding region: 1-1176 (391 amino acids)
Biological process (GO): G protein-coupled receptor signaling pathway
Cellular component (GO): membrane
Molecular function (GO): G protein-coupled receptor activity
Source: RefSeq, a predicted model, not a curated record
AUGGCAGGUGUUGGGAACCAGUAUGAUAGCGCUGAGGAUCAAGCAGAAGCUUUACAAGUAGAUGACGGACGUAACAUGAAAUCGUGGAAGGACAAACCAAUGACUGGAUACAAAUGCGACCAGAAGAAAGGUAUAUUAAGGACUCCUUCAGAAAUCGGCACCAGCGCGAUUGGUGUACAGAACGGGUCUCGCAGAACUUCACGGAAAAUGCACGCGCCUCCCAGAGGUUUGGUGUACGCAAUUUACUACACAGCUCUUGCUGUGAUCGCGGUUCCAGUUAAUGUCGUGGCGAUUGUGAUCCUGUCCAGAGGUAACUGCGGCCUGACAAGAUGUAUCAGCCGGUACCUCGUGUCCAUGGCGGUGACGGAUCUUCUGGUAAUUAUCACUGCCGUGAUAUUAAACCGGAUUCCAGCUAUUUAUUUCCCAGGUAGUUUCCUCUCCAUCACACCCGUGUGCAGUUUCAGCAUUGCAAUAAUUUACGCCGCCAGGGACAGUUCGGUUUGGUUGACAGUCAUGUUCACUUUUGACCGAUAUGUCGCCAUCUGCUGGCAGAAACUCAAAGUAAAGUAUUGCACCCACAGAACCGCCGGCAUUGUCGUCUCGGUCGUCUGUACUUUGGGCUGCGUGAUCAAUAUUCCCUGGUAUUUUAUGAACGAACCAAUCUAUGUCAUUGAUAACGUGCCCUGGUAUUGCAAACAGAGGGAUAUCCGUUAUACUUUUCUGUUGUGGACUAUAUUUGAUUGGGCCGAUCGCGUUGUGACACCUUGCCUCCCGUUCCUGCUUAUUAUCUCGUUCAACACUCUGACUGUCAGUCACAUUUUGGUGGCCAAUCGUGCCCGUAGAAGACUCCAAAGUUGCCCCACGGGAGAGAGACAGAGCGACCCGGAGAUGGAAAGCCGCAGGAAGUCGAUCGUCCUGCUCUUUGCAAUCUCGGGAUGUUUCAUCCUUCUGUGGAUGCCAUAUGUUGUCUACUUCUUUGUUCAUCGAUUUCAAGUUGGUGAUGCAAUUAUUGGUUACAGCGAUCCCAGAUAUAUCCUGAUGGAAAUUGCCAAUGUGCUUCAAAUGUUGAGUUGUUGCACAAACACGUUUAUUUACGCAGUGACUCAAAAUAAGUUCAGGAAGGAGCUGAAGAACCUGAUAUAUCCACGGAACAUUUCACAUUCGUUGUCUAAGUAG